AUGAAGUUCUUAACCAUCUAUCUCGUCUUUUUCCCUCUCACCAUCGCGCACACACGACAAUAUGAAGCAAUCCAAGCUGCACCGGGCGACCUUAUGCCACGAUUCUUUAUAGAUCGCUCGUUCCCUCUAGCUAAGCGUGCUGGAGACUGUGGUUCAGACCAUCACAACUGCCUCGAGAUCGGCUUCCCUGAUGACUGUUGCGACAACGACUCUUACUGCUACGUCAACCGAAGUGGUGAUCCGAAAUGUUGUCCAAUAGGCUCGAAUUGCUCCUCCGACUCGCCGUGCAACUCGACCGCUUACUACUGCACUCGCACCGCCACUGCAAGUGGAACUACCACUGAGCAAAAAGGUUGCUGCAAUCGUAAAUGUCCAAAAACGAGUCUUUAUCUUUGUCCUAGCAGUCUCGGCGGGAACUGUUGUGGUUACAACUCUGAGUGCCGUGCUGGUAGUGUUUGCGCUUCAACAAGGCCUGCUUCGAGAACAGAUCUGCUGUCACCUAUACCCUCUGGCUGCACAACCUCGCAACAUAGCUGCACGAUCGGAGAGGGAUGCUGUGACAAUGACCAAGUGUGUACGCAAGUCAGCGGUGAGGGAUACUGUGCUUCAGCCACACCGACAGAAAGCGACGCAACGAUCAUUGAUGACGAUAGUAGCGAUAACGAGCUGUCAGACGGUGCAAAGGCGGGUAUUGGUGUUGGUGUCGUCGUGGGAGCAAGUAUCAUCAUUGGCGGUCUCACUUGGAUGUGCCUGCGAAAGCGAAAGCGCCAACGAAGUACUAUAGGACCGUCAGCUUCCGGCGAUGGAGACGGCAACGCCCUUCCUCGUGAUGGCAUGACAGACGUAUCAGGGAGUCAUGCCCGGUCAGGGCUAACUCAAGAUUACUUUGGACCAGAUCCUGCAACAGGGCCAUACACAGAGCCAGCCAGUUCACGGGUCACUUCACCUGGCAGAGACGCUGCAGUGCCUAUGCACGCACAAAGUCCAGGCGAUAUUGCGGCGCCAGUCGAGAUCGAUUCAACGACAAGAGAUGGUAGCGAUAUGCUAUCACCGAUGUCCAGUCCAAGUCUGUAUCAUACACCUCUUUCCGACACAAUAGACGGCCGGUUCGAGUUGUACGGUAAUGAUUCAGUGAUAACCCCUGAUCGCCCGCUGUCCAUUGUUCCGACGCCACCGCAAAGUAUAAUGGGAGAUAAAGGUACACGGAAGGAUUGA
Molecule: messenger RNA, 1215 nt
Organism: Fusarium coffeatum
Lineage: Eukaryota; Fungi; Ascomycota; Sordariomycetes; Hypocreales; Nectriaceae
Exons: 2
Coding region: 1-1215 (404 amino acids)
Source: RefSeq, a predicted model, not a curated record